CAGAGCAAGCGCGCUUACGAGACUGCGCCCAUCAUCACCACCACCACCACCACCACCACCACACCGAGACCCCGCAGCCCGAACAAUGGCAGCAUCCAGCGGCUGAUGCACAGAUGGAGACACGCUGGAGCUGACGAGUGGUCUUUUAAGACGCCGUCCUCACAGAUGGAGCGAUAGAGGAGAGAGAAUCCGCGGGCUGUUCUCCAUCACUGACGGGAGGCGCGUCCACCUGCGCUCGCACUGGAGGCCCGGGAUGCGCGAAAACAUGCACAAGUGCCUCUGAUUAAAGGAAAUUAUUUCAACAUUGUGCUCAAAAGAACUCGGCGUUAAGAAAUAAACACAUUCUGUCAGCUUAAAGAAUGGGUAGCGGCGGUGUAAUGAAGCCCCAAACGAGCAGGACAGACUCCCAUUGAUGGACUGGAAACAGGGUUUGGGCUCAACAGAAACCAGCGAACUGGACCAGUCGGGAUCACACAAUCUGAAUGGUGUCGCAGAUGCUGCCUUACACACAUCCUCCACAGCUGCUGCAGAGAGCACAAAGAGAGGCAAUUCGUACUGUCACAGUGUUAAAUUGGCCUUAAAGGAGCACUACUUAACACGGACACCAUCAACACGGACUCCUCUAGAGAAGCUCCCAACUGAUGAGUCCUCAAACUACACAGUAUCCUUCACACCCUCUGCUGCCAAGGGCUUGAGCCCGCUGGGCCUUUCCAAGAAGACCACAAUCAGAUCCAUUUCACCAUGAUAGAACCUGCGAGCAUCCCUGGGCUCACACAGGAGUGUUUGACUCAGCAGAGUCCCACCUGUCCGGGCUGCUUUAUUGAGACCAAGGAUUUGUCCAAUGUGGAGGCCAGUAUCAACCUCAAAAUGGCUGAUAUGACCCGGGACUACACCACCUGCCCUAUCUCUGAUAUUAACAUUCAAUGUAUGAGCACAAGUGAAACCGUAAGCUAUGGAGAAGCGCUGCUCUCGGAUCAGCUUUUGAGCUUUCCUGUCCCCAAAACCCAGCUGGUAGAGAAGAAGGACACAGAGAAAAUAGACUUAGAUGACCCAGCCUCCAAAAACCUGUAUGAGGGACUGCUAUUAGACAAGUGCAAUGGAGACGAUGGCUUGCUUACCAAUCCAAAUCAGGACUGGGGAUAUUUUGAGUCCUUCAUUAGCGAGAGCAAGAUGGAAUUGCUGGAUCUCUGCUCCAAGAACGAGUUAUCCGUAAAUCUCUUCUCUGAAGAGGACGUGGGCAAUUAUAUGUUUGAUGAUGAUGAUGACUCCACUCUGAGCAGUGACGUGUGCUCGCUAAAGAUCCGCUACGAGUCCUUCCAGGACAACAUGAGGGAGAAAACCAAUGUUCUGCAAGAAGAAACCCAGUUCAACUUUUUCCCAAGUGUUUUGGUAAACUGCACAAAGAAAGAAAGUAGUGGGGUAAAGCGAGUUGUGGAUGAUCUACCGCCAAAAUCAGAGGAGCUUGGAUUCCAAAAUGACAGCAAAGGGGAUGAAAACGACUGCUCCAUAGAGCAGACGCCCGACUACAACCCCAAAAUGAACUACUUCAUUGAUUCAAGCAACUCAGCUGAAGACUCAGGGGAGUAUAGUGAUGACAGCUCCUCCACCAUUUCCUCUCUUGACACCUUCCAAGACAACAGGCCUAAAAGCUUGUUCUCACGAAAAAACGCGAGCUGCUCAAACCCUCUGAACUAUGGAUUGCGGGCCAAGAGAAAAGUUAGGUAUAGUGAUGACUACUUGUAUUAUGUUGAGUCCACCGAUGGGGAAAGAAACAUUGAAAAGCGAGAGAAACUACCGAUUGGUCCAAAACAAGAAGAGGAUCUUGACUGGUGCCCUAAAAAGAGACGAAAAUACUCGCGCAAGGAUCCGCCUGUAAUCAUCAAAUACAUUAUCGUAAACAGGUUCAAAGGAGACAAAUGCAUGGCUGUGAAGCUGGGCAGAAUCGAAUCAGUCGACACGACGGUAAGCUUAAAUGAGGAUAAAAUCAACAAAUAUGAAAAGCUUGCACCUCUGAAAGAUUUCUGGCAGGAGAAACAGAGAGAAAGAGAGGAACAGCUUAAGCUGGCAGCAGGAGGUAAACACAAUUCUCACCAUCAUGCCUUUAGUUCAAGUCCCUCCAAAAGAAAAUUCAAGCUAGCAAACAGGCUUAGAAUUCAGAGAAUUCAUACUGUGGAGCAAUCACCCAACACACAGGGCCCCUUUGCCUCUGAUCCCAGGCAGGAGGUUUCUUCCACAGAUGAAACUGCCUCCAUGGGAAUGCCAUUAACAAUAGCCACCAGCUGCGCAAGCACAUUAGACCCCAAUGACAUCAUACACACUGCCACCCGGAAGAGCAGAUCACAAGAGAGGGAGGAAGGCAGAAUAGGAAAUAAAAUAUUCAGAAUACACAAAUUCAGAAGCGAAGCCAGACUUAGAAGCAAGAAAAUGAGAGACCUUGUGGAGAAUAGCGAGAGCGUGACAGACCUGACAGAAGUUUGCUCGCUGCAGAAAAACAUGGACGCAGUGGGAGUUGCUGAAGAUGAAAACGUCAGCCCAGCUGCACACAGUCCCCAUUUGUGUGAGAGUCAAACAGCUAAUGCCUCUGAAAAAUUUGCUUUUGUCACUACCACCUGCUCCCCGAACAAAGGCGAGGCAUCGUCUGAGAAUAUGGCUGCAAGUGUUUCCGUUAUCCCAGGGGGCUACCUGCAAACAUUGUUAGAUGCCUCUGAUUCAUCAGGUAGCACUGGCAUCCAGUUUUUCCCUCAGCAGACCCACCACUCACUGGAUCUCUCUUUGGAAAAGCAGCAAUUCACCUCAAUUCAGCUUGCACAAAGUUGCGUCCUUUCUCCACCGUCAGAAUCUGAGCUCCAACAGUCACCCCAGAAUUGUCCAACUCUUGCCCAGAUGUGGCACCCGCAGCUUGGCCCCGACCAGCAGUUUGGUGAAUCUGCGAUCCAACCCAACAGCUUCACCGGAGAGAUGGCUAUGCCAAUGUCUGGGAGUCUGACUGUGUCAGGCUAUAGUCAGCUGAGUCUGGAGAGCAACAGAAUGCUUUAUGAAAAGAAUUACAUGCCUGAGCAGCCGUUGCCUCCGGAUGCUGAGUUUCAGACUUGUCAGGGGCAGCCGCAGUUUCAAAGAGCCACACUGCACACCGACAAUGGCCGACUCAUCAGUUUCGACUCGGUUGGCUCGUUGUCAGCUACUUCUAGCAAUUACAGCUCUCUGAGUCUUAAGUCCUGCGAGAAGGACGGUGAGGAUGAUGUGAAUGAGAACUUUAUGGCCCACUGCAGUCCCAAACUGGUGAUUCAGCAGAGUGUCGAAGCUAUCACACCCCUGAGGGAGUCCACAGACUUGCUGGAUAUCUCCAACUUCACUCCCGAUAAAUUCAGACACACAUCAUUGUCAGAACUCUCGCCUCCAGAGACACCCAACUUAUCCCCUCAAGUGAUGGGCCGUGAGAUGAAGAUAGCUGGCAAUGCCACUGACCUCCAGGAUGGGGCUAAGAUGUCUUGCACCAAAGACGUGGACUGGAACUGCAAAAUGAUCGAGCAGCGAGAUCUGUCUGGGUAUUCAGUAGAUGGUCAUGAGUAUCAAUUGCACAUUUUUAACGGUGAAGACAACUUGAGCCUGGGGACGAAGGAGGAUAAUCUACCUGACUUCGAUGGUGAUAUGAUGAGUGCAAUUAAGGGGACCAAGGCAAAAAGGAAAAAUGCCAACAAACAAACUGCAGGGCAGGGUACCAAAAAGAGCAAGGCCCCAAGAGCUCCUAAGGCAGACAAGGGCAAAAUUCCACGUCAGACAUCAAGAGCGUCUAAGAAGUUAAAGGCUUUACUUGAUGAUAAAGGCCAGACUGAGGGCGCUGCUCAUCCACCACAGGACAGCGGCUCUGAGGAAUGGACAGGAAUAGUUUGUUCAGAGAGCAAAAGUCAAGCCCACGAUGACCAGCGAGAGUUUGAAGAGCCAUCCAACAUCUUGUCGAAUAUUGUCUCAGGGAUGGCCGAGGUACAGAGAUUCAUGAUGGCCUCUGUUGAGCCAAUAUGGGGCCCGGCAGCAAAUGUCUGCUUGCCCUCAGAGGCUAACAGCCUCAAGUUAAAAACUCUCAAAAUCCUUGCGGGAACUUCAUCUGACCCGAAGAAGAAAGGCACCUGUGGGGCCAAUGGGGGCACAAAAGGCCGAAAAGGUGGGACAAAAGGUGGCAAAAACCAGGCAAAGUUAAAUGCCUCCCUGCCUUUUUUCCCUCAGUUGGCUUUGGGCUGUAACGUGUUUGACAAGCCAAGCCUUGGCGUUCCUGGUGUAAACGGGCCUGCGCACAAAAAGAUGUACCGUCACAAAACCAGUGCAAAAUUCCCUCGGAUUGAAAAUCUAAAGGGCACGCGACCAAACUCAAAUAAGGACAUAUCAUUAAUGGCGUCUUUUGAGAAACUGAGGUAAUAUUUUAUAUCUAGCUGCUGAUGCACGUUCCUCACUUUCCCACUUCCUCCUCAUUUCUUGACUCAAGACCAGAGAUGCAUGGAUUUACGUUAUUCUUUAGUACCCCCUCCUUCUUUUUGCCCCCCCCGAAGAGGAUAUUGAUAUCUUGCAUGAGAAACUUCUUGUACUCGCAAACUACCUAUUGAUUGAUUGUGCAAGGCUUGAUUUGAGAUUUUAAAUGACCAUGGCUGCAUUUUUCUUCUGCAUUCUUGUUUUUGCUGUUUUUUUCUCCCCCCUCGCAGUUGCUGAUUAGUUUUUGUCUGAAGAAAAGGAAAAACUUUGUUAAGUGCAAAUUCUCUUUUUGGACCUUUUUUGUUUUGUUUUGUUCAGUUCUCGGCGAAUCUUGCUGCCCUCAUGUAAUUAUAUUUCUCUCUUCAAACAUGUAGCUAUUAAAAUGUCUUUGUGUGAAACAAGCUCCCGAUUUGAUUAUGUAUGCUGAAACAGAAGCCCUCUCGACUCUUUUUACCCUUUUACUGCCUGACUUUUUUAAGUGUGAAUUGCUCAGCCCCUCGUCUAAGAUAACAACAUCCUUGGUAUAUCCCGAAACGUUAUCAGCACACAAUGGGACCAUUUUGUAUCGAAGACAUAUCAGAUUAAUGUUGUUCUAAUUACUUUCUUACUGUUGGAAUGUACUUAUGAUUUUCUCUUAUUACAGGAGUUGUACUGGAAAAUGUUUAAAUGGACAUUUCUAUGCCAUGGAAAUCUCCAAGUGCUUCAUUUUUGAUUUUUUUGGUUUUUUUACAGUAUAUUUACUGUAUCACUCUACAGAAAUGCACUCUUUAAAAUGAAUUUGUGUCCCAAAUAUAAAUGACCUGUGCCCGUUUAUAAUCCGAAUGAAUGCUGGCUGUUCUCUCAAGACUUGACAAGAUCUGACAUUUCGUUUUGGUUGGUUGUUUUGUCUGUUUUCUUUGGGCACCCUAUCGUUUGAAGAGCACCUGCAGCUGACAGUGGUACAACCACUCAACCAAAACAACUAAACUCUGAACUUUUUUACUUUUCCCACCUUGCUUGCCAAACUCAAUGUACCUCUUCUGCUUAGAAACAAAAAGAGAAGAAAAGAUUGACUUCUAAACAUGAGAAAGGUGGACGCUGUAUGGUAUCAGUUGGUAAGCAAUCAUUUCACAUCUACCGUGACAGGGACUGGGAACAUAAUGUUCCAUAUUUUGCGUAUUUGUUGAAUAGAAGACUUUGAUAAUUAAGAAAGUGUAAAGGAUGCCUCUUUUCCUUCAACCCACUUUUUGCCAUAAAUGUUUAAGUAUCCUGUGUUGACAAUUUCAUCUGGCAACAAGUACAUUUUGAUUGGACAUGCUGUUUGUUUUUUUGUUUUUCAUUUGUGAUUUGUUCAGCCUAGUUCGUUUUAAUAGUGGAACACAUUUGCUUUGCUUUUGUUGCAGAAUUUCCACCUUUGAAACCAAAUUGGUCCUUUCAAAAGCACAUUGGCAUUUUACCACAUAUAGAUUUAUAAAUGACCCCUUUGAUUUAAAAGAGUUGAUCUAGGAGGAUAUCUCAGGUAAAGUAAUGCCUUACAUAUAGCUUUUACCUUAGAAAGAUUUCACUCCGCCACCCCCUCCGGGCCAAGUUUAGCACCGGGACGAUGCUGAUGGGAAACUGCACAUGGGCCGCUCGCCCGAUUUGCCUGCCUUCUCUCAUUUCUGCCUGUUGUCAACUUGAAUGUACUUCUAGUUUUUUACAAUGUGCCACUGUUAAGCUGCCUCCUCCUACUGGUGCUAAGAAGGUAAUUGAUGAAACAAGGAAUAUUUGAAUCGAAAACCCCUACUCCUCUCUUUAUGAAUGUACGAUAUAUGGUUCUGUUUGAUGUAUUCACGACACAACUAUUUGUCAUUAAUUGGAAUUGCUUUUGCCUUUUUGUUGGAGAAAUUAUCAAGCUUUAUAAAUAUUGUCUAGAGUUGAUACCAGAGGGACUCUCGACGUCACGAAAAAAUUGUAUAUUUUUCUCUGUGCCAAUUUGUAAGAUAUUUUGUAAGUGUAUAUUUUUCUUAGAAAGUGCUGUGAAGUAUUAGUAUGUGUGUGCGUGUGUGCGUGCGUGUGUGUGUGUGAGUAACCUUUUUUGUGCCUCUGUAGGCAGUGAAAAGGAUGUAUAAUGACAAGCUUUUUGGUUUUAAAAACCAAAAUAUUGCUAAACAAAAAAUGAAAAGGAUAAAAAACCUUUUGUUGCAAGUUUUGUAAGAGGAAAAGUAUCUUGUUGUGAGAGUGUUGUGUUAUUGUGAAAAACACAUAUAGGCAAAAAAGUUCAGACAAAAAUUGUGAAUUAUUCGCUGUUUUAUAGAUUUUCUUGUAAAUUAUUCUUGUAUUAUUUUAUGUUGUAUCUGUUGCAAAGGUUUUAAAUAUUUGUGAUCAAGCCUGUAUGGUGAAAUGUAAUACUGGUAACUUGCUGAGUUUUGUAAUAAUGUUUAUGGAGUACAUAUACAAAUUAAAAGAAGAUUUUGAAUGCUG
Molecule: messenger RNA, 6903 nt
Organism: Pimephales promelas (fathead minnow)
Lineage: Eukaryota; Metazoa; Chordata; Actinopteri; Cypriniformes; Leuciscidae
Gene: nexmifb
Product: neurite extension and migration factor b
Biological process (GO): negative regulation of cell-matrix adhesion; negative regulation of cell-cell adhesion mediated by cadherin; negative regulation of cell adhesion mediated by integrin
Cellular component (GO): nucleus
Source: RefSeq, a predicted model, not a curated record